UAGGCAACCCCCAGUCCGGCAGUCCCCACCGCCUGACCUCUUUGUUUCGUACCCCUCUUCCUAGAACGACGACCAAGGAGAAAAGGAAAAGGAGAUUGCGGACAUAUGGAGGUCCCGCGUGGGCCCUGGAGGAAGCGGAAGGGCAAGGACGCCGCGGGGGCGGGCCCGGCCGUCCCGGCAGCGGACGCCGGCGACAGGAACAGGCUCCUGGCGGGGUACCUGGCGCACGAGUUCCUCGCGCGUGGCACGGUCCGGGGUGAGCGGCGCGCGGCCGGCGGGCCGGGCACGGGCUCCGAGGCGGGCCAGGAGCAGGCCUUCGUGCGGUACGAGGCCUUGGCCGCGCUGGUGCAGCACGGCGGAGCCCGCGUGCCCGGGGUGGUGAACCCCGCGCAGCUCGCCGCGUGGGCGGCGGCGACGACGAGGUGAGGAGGCGGCUAGGCCACGAUGAAGACACAAGGUCUGUAGAGCUGUGUUCCAAUCGAUGUUUGUUUUUGUUUGUAAUCUGAAGUAGGAUUUAAUCAAAGCUGCAACCCAGCCAAGACCUAAGCAUGUCUAGAGUGAACCUUCUGUCAAUUUGAAGUGAAAAAUUGCAAUAAAUCUUCCUUUUAAUUA
Messenger RNA from Brachypodium distachyon (stiff brome), 612 nucleotides. RefSeq lists its product as uncharacterized. The transcript has a single exon. The coding region runs from base 106 to 426 and encodes 106 amino acids. NCBI's taxonomy places the organism in Eukaryota, Viridiplantae, Streptophyta, Magnoliopsida, Poales, Poaceae. The record is from RefSeq and is a predicted model, not a curated record.